Molecule: messenger RNA, 837 nt
Organism: Carcharodon carcharias (great white shark)
Lineage: Eukaryota; Metazoa; Chordata; Chondrichthyes; Lamniformes; Lamnidae
Product: cysteinyl leukotriene receptor 1-like
Exons: 1
Coding region: 1-837 (278 amino acids)
Biological process (GO): G protein-coupled receptor signaling pathway
Cellular component (GO): plasma membrane
Molecular function (GO): G protein-coupled receptor activity
Source: RefSeq, a predicted model, not a curated record
AUGGCAUCGGCGGAUCUAAUGGUGAUUAUACUCGACUUGGUAUUGAGGCAUAUUCCAAUUGUUCAUCGGGAGCAGUUUUGGUUCCUGUGGUUCCUACGUAUCUGUAAUAUCCAUGCCGUGCUUCUUUAUGCAGCCACUGAUUGCUCAGUCUGGUUCACCGUGACUUUCACUUUUGACCGAUGUGUAGCAAUAUCUUGCCGAAAUUUGAAAUGUAGAUAUUGUACAGAAAAGACAGCAGCUGUGGUUCUUGUAACAGUGACUGUGCUGAGCUUUUUAAAGAACCUUUUCUGGUAUUUCAUGUUCAGUGGAAGGUAUCAGUUGAGGAACCUGCCCUGGUUUUGUUUUGCAACGCUAGAUGUUUACUUGUCUACGUUUUGGCUAACAAUCGAGUUUGUCCAUUACAUUCUUAAUCCCUGUGUCCCAUUUGUCCUCAUUCUGCUGCUCAAUGUUUUCACCGUCAGACACAUUUUAAUGAGCAGCAAAUCCCGCAGGAGACUCUGGGCUCAGAGCAGUGGAGAGGGGAUCAGAGAUCCAGAGAUGGAGAGUCGAAGGAAAUCCAUGAUUUUACUGUUUACUAUCUCGGCAAAUUUCCUCCUGUUGUGGGCAACGAUUAUGGUAUAUUCUGUAUGGAUCCGGAUGCAUAAUUUGGGUCAUGAGUCCAUGUUACUGCAUACUUAUGUACAGGAACUGGGCUUCAUGUUGCAGCUCCUGAGCUGCUCCACAAAUUCUUGUAUUUAUGGCCUGACCCUGGCAAAAUUCAGGGAGCAGUUGAAGCAUGUACUGAAAUGUCCCUUUGCAACAAUUGUGGAAUUCAAUCGAAAAAGAGAGAAGAAAUGA